AUGAUGAUAUGGUCAAAAGAGACAACUUCCAAAUCUUGUGAUAAAAACUCAUCACAUUGUAGUCUUCCAAAUCAAGAGCACCAUGCUCCCAUGCUUUUGAAUUCUAGUCCUAAAAAUUCAAAGAAGAAAUAUGGUAUUGAUAAUACCAAAGAUCAAAAAAGAAAACCACCUUCUCCUGUCUUAUGUUCAAUACCAUCAUAUGAAAAAAAGACUAAAUAUGAUUCGUGUCCUAUUUCUAGACAAGAUUAUUCUCACCUAAGCGACGUCGAAGAUUUUGCGAAGCAACCAAAUUAUCUUAUGAACGGAGAGAGUUUUUAUAUUCAUGCUAGAGAUUUAAUAGAUAAUAGUUAUUCUUAUGAUAUGGCGACAUCAAUCAAAGAGAAAUUAAAAGAAGAAGACAUGGAAUUCGUUGACUCUCGGAAGAAAUUUUUACCUCCUAGGAGUAACCAUCUUCCAAGACCAUUUAUUCCCAUUGGACCUAGGUUUCAAGCUGAAGUUCCUAAAUGGGAGGUCUCAACCAACAUAAACCAAUAUGAUAAUGAUGAUUGUUUGAAGUGGUUAGGCACCCAAAUUUGGCCAAUACCUUGUUUAUCUAGAAAUAAUGCAAAAAGUUUUGGAAAAGGUAGGCCCGACUCAAGCUCGUGUGAGAACCUUGAAAUCGGUCGAAUGUGUUAA
This is a messenger RNA of Vicia faba (fava bean), 675 nucleotides long. The record is from the annotation of a GenBank genome assembly. Lineage: Eukaryota; Viridiplantae; Streptophyta; Magnoliopsida; Fabales; Fabaceae.